This is a messenger RNA of Pleurotus ostreatus (oyster mushroom), 930 nucleotides long. It is a transcript of the gene RPN11, whose product is annotated as multicatalytic endopeptidase. Gene Ontology annotation, biological process: protein deubiquitination; proteasome-mediated ubiquitin-dependent protein catabolic process. The record is from RefSeq and is a predicted model, not a curated record. Gene Ontology annotation, molecular function: proteasome binding; protein binding; metallopeptidase activity. The transcript is spliced from 6 exons. The coding region runs from base 1 to 930 and encodes 309 amino acids. Gene Ontology annotation, cellular component: proteasome regulatory particle, lid subcomplex. Lineage: Eukaryota; Fungi; Basidiomycota; Agaricomycetes; Agaricales; Pleurotaceae.
AUGGACGGCGACUACCAAAACAUGAUGGCGAUGGCUGGACAAGGGGGUGGUAUGGGCAGAGGCGAUGGCACUACCCCAGAUAACGGCGAAGUCAUCCACAUCUCGUCACUUGCUCUGCUGAAGAUGUUGAAGCACGGUCGCGCUGGUGUGCCCAUGGAGGUUAUGGGACUUAUGCUCGGCGAAUUCGUGGAUGAGUACACCGUCCAAGUCGUAGAUGUCUUCGCCAUGCCCCAAUCUGGUACGACCGUGACAGUCGAAUCGGUGGACCAUGUCUUCCAAACAAAGAUGCUGGAAAUGUUGAAACAAACGGGGAGACCAGAAAUGGUAGUAGGCUGGUAUCAUUCUCACCCCGGUUUUGGCUGCUGGCUAUCAAGUGUCGAUAUCAACACACAGCAAUCAUUUGAGCAACUACACCCCCGCUCAGUCGCCGUCGUGAUUGACCCUAUCCAGUCCGUCAAAGGAAAAGUCGUAAUUGAUGCCUUCCGCCUUAUCAACCCACAUGCCGUUAUCUCUGGUCGUGAACCCAGGCAGACGACCUCAAAUAUCGGACAUAUCAACAAACCUUCGAUACAGGCUCUCAUCCACGGGUUGAACCGACACUACUACUCGAUCGCGGUGAACUAUCGGAAAACCGAACUCGAGCAAUCGAUGUUAAUGAAUCUACACAAGCGGAACUGGACAGAAGGUCUCAAGCUGCGUGAUUUCUGUGUUCAUAGGGAGACGAACGAAAAGGCCAUAAAGUCAAUGCUUUCAUUAUCCGAGGCAUAUAACAAGUCUGUUUUGGAGGAAUCGACUCUCACAGUGGACCAAUUAAAGACACGACAUGUGGGCAAGCAAGAUCCCAAACGCCAUCUAGAAGAACAGGUAGAGAAGGCAAUGGGGGACCAGGUUGUCCAGAAUCUUGGUACAAUGCUUCUAGCCGAGCUGUAG